UAACAAGUCUUUUUAUUAAAGAUAAUGACCUCAGAGGACAAGCCCGGUCGAAAUGGCAGAAGACAAGACGGCCUUGAUCGUCCGAUUUUGGUGGCUACCGGCGAACAAAUUGCUCUCGAGAGUGCCUCUUUGUGUGCCUCCCUCACUCCCUGCCUCUUUGAAAGCAAGCCCUCUCAAUGCGAAGUUGUGGAACUGUGACACCGACGAACCCAUAUAUUCCGGCCACUUUAUUACUAUGACGACACGGGAUCCGGAGGCCAUGCCCCUUCCGUCAUUCGACAUUCUUAAUAGGCAGUGGAUGCUGAACCGCAUCGCUGCACUAUGUGGUGCGGCUGAUGUGACCGAUGAGCAGCCGGAGGAUGAGGACUUUUGGUAUGGAGACAUGUCAGGUCUCGAAGGCUCGCACCGCCAGCCGACCCAGAGAAUCCUCUCAGGUGCGGGAGCUGGCCACGGCCGAGGAUACUUCUGAUGAUCCUUUUGUUGUUCUUAGCGAUUAAUCUACCCGUGCCUUGAGUUUAUUGUAGACAAAUCAACUAAAGGUGUCUGUUGUUGUCAUUCGAAUUUGACUUCAACAACAGAAAUAGUUGCUGAAACGGGGGGAUCAAAAUUGAGUUUAAAGCAUUCCUCCUAACCCGACCAGAAGUCAGGGGCCCAGAAGAAUAGUCAAUUCUGUAGAAAAUAGGAGUGACGAUGAUUUGGUAUGAAGCAGAGACAUUCGAAGUCUGCCAUUUUUCAGACUAGUACGGGGUAACUGUGGGUGACAGCGAAAAGCCAAAAUUUGUCCUAGGGCCUGUUGGCUCGAUGGGUCAAUACAGGGAUAGAUGGAUAAGCCAGGAUUAAGGGAGACUCCAG
Molecule: messenger RNA, 852 nt
Organism: Aspergillus steynii IBT 23096
Lineage: Eukaryota; Fungi; Ascomycota; Eurotiomycetes; Eurotiales; Aspergillaceae
Exons: 2
Coding region: 236-469 (77 amino acids)
Source: RefSeq, a predicted model, not a curated record